UUGAAGCAGGCAGACGUGCGUUGUAUCCGCUUCCGAAUUUCGCCGCUUCCAUCGGGUCGUUGGUCCGCCUGUAAGUGUGUGAGUGUGUCGGUGUUCCAUAGCGUUCGUAUUCAUUCUGCACGUGCUGACCGCCGCGACAUAGUCGAGUGGCACUGGAAUAGACAGUGGUAGCGGAAUUAAUUAAUGCUCAGGUAGAGCCACGAUCACAGGUAGAGGAAGGCUCCAAUCGAGAAGUGAACUAUCCCUCCGUAUGUCAUCAUGGAUAGUAGCGCCAAGCCAACGCGAAAGAAUCCGCGCCAGAAGGCAAAUAUUAUCUCACAAUUGAUAUUUGCCUGGGUCAUACCUUUGCUAUACCGUGGAUCUCGACGGGGCUUAAAUACGGAUGAUCUGACCAAGUGCCUCAAAGAAGAUCAGUCCGAACAGCUUGGGGAUCGUUUGGAAGAGCAAUGGUUUAAGGAACUGGAACGCUCACAUCGUAAGAAAAAGAAGCCCCACCUCAGGAAUGCUCUGUUCCGCUGCUUUUUAGGACCCACGAUAGUUAAUGGUCUCAUUUGCCUGAUCUACAUAAUAAUCAAAACCUUGAUACCAGCUGUCCUGGCCCAGUUGUUGAUUCAAUUCCAAAAGGCUCCUAUUUCGAAAGCUGCUAGCGUAAUGGACAGUAUGGAAAGUGAUUGGUUGGUCAAUCGGACUGCUCGUUCCGUUGGAAAAUAUAUGCUCGCACGGGCCGUGGCCGAUGCUAGUGGGUCUCCAAGUGAUAACCACUCCCCCAAUUCCCUGGACAAGGGAGGUCCCUUUAAGGAGCCCCUUCAACCGGUGUUUGAUGGGAUGGGUCAAAACGAAACCUUGGUGCGAAAUCUCUGGGAUCAGUCGACUUCCUAUAUUUGGCAUGACACCAAUGCUCUGGGCACUGUCCUGGUUACUUCGACCCUAUUCUGCUGCUUCCUGCUGCACCACGUUGAUCUCCGUCAGCGGCUGAUGGGCGCUCGUAUGCGUAUAGCUUGCUGCUCUUUGAUCUACCGGAAAACCCUUCGCCUCUCGAUGAAAACAGCGGGCCAGACGCCGGCUGGUUACCUUAUCAACCUGCUCUCCAAUGACGUGAAUCGCCUGGACUAUGGUUUUAUAUUCAUGCACUGGAUCUGGAUUAUGCCGCUGCAGGCGAUCCUCACAUGCUACCUGAUUUGGCUGAACAUUGGCAUACCGGCGCUGGUGGGAGUGAUUGGAUUGAUGCUAAAAACGGUGCCCGUACAGACGGCCUUGAGCAAGGUCACCUCAGUGCUGCGGAUGAGAAUUGCGGAACGAACGGACGCCAGGGUGGGCAUCAUGAACGAGCUGGUGCAGGGCAUCCAGGUUAUAAAGAUGUACGCCUGGGAGCGACCCUUCCAGGCGGUGGUGGCUGAGGCUCGGCGCCGUGAAAUCAAGCAGAUCCGCUAUGCAUCCUACCUGCGAGGCUUCUACCUCAGCACCAUGGUGUUCACGGAGCGCUCCACGCUCUACAUCACCCUUGCGGCGGCUGCUCUGAUGGGUCAGACUAUUACGGCAGACUUUGUCUUCUCGGCAGCCAGUUACUACAACAUCCUGCAGUUGGUGGCCGCUAUCUGGUAUCCUCUGGCUGUGAGCUUCGGAGCAGAAGCCUUGGUAUCCCUGCGUCGAAUUCAGGAUUUCCUAUUGCUGGAUAGUCGCGAGGAACGGACACAUGGACUGACGCACAAGCGAGACCAGGAGGCCGGCGAUAGUAGAGCUGUAACCAUCAAGGACAUCAACGCCAGCUGGGACAAUGAGAAGCCACAGAGGACGCUGCAGAGCGUUAAUCUGCAAAUCGAGAAGGGUCAACUGUGCGCUGUAAUUGGACCUGUCGGUGCUGGCAAGAGUUCCAUACUCCAGUUGCUCCUAGGCGAGCUGCCUAUCAUCGAUGGCGGGGUAGUGAUUCAAGGCGACCUUUCCUAUGCUGCCCAGGAACCCUGGCUCUUCACUGGAUCAGUACGGAAUAAUAUCCUCUUUGGUGAGGAUUAUGAAAGGAAGCGCUACCAGGAGGUGACUCGUUGCUGCGCCCUGGCUACAGACUUCCAGCAGCUGCCUAGCGGCGAUAAAACCAUUGUCGGUGAGCGUGGGGCCUCCUUAUCUGGAGGUCAACGAGCGCGGAUCAGCUUGGCGCGAGCUGUUUACAAGCCGGCGUCGAUUUAUCUACUCGAUGACCCGCUAAGUGCUGUGGAUGCCCACGUGGGAAGGCAUCUGUUUGAUGAGGUGAUCGGUCCCCGUGGACGACUAGCUCAGCAGAAGGCCACCCGCAUCCUCGUGACCCAUCAAGUACAUUUCCUGUCCGAGGCCGAUUUGAUUGUGAUUGUGGACCAGGGGCGGAUUUUGCGACAGGGCACUUACCAGGAACUGAUCAACAGUGAUUUGGACUUUGCCAAGCUUUUGGAGCGCCCUAAGGAGGAGACAGGGGCGGACAACAGUCGCCAAAAGUCAUCGAUCAGCGGCAUCUCGCUGGAUAGUGAUGAUGAGGAUAUACCCUUUAUAGAUGGGGAGAAGGAUGGGUAUCAGCAGCUGAGGAAGCAGAGCAGCUCGGAGCAUGGUAGCAAGUCGUUGGACAGCUCGCAGCAAGAUGAGGAAGUGGACGAGGAGGCUCUGGCCGAAGCCCAAGCCUCGGGUGGAAUACAUCCUCGUGUGUGGUACGAGUACUUCCAUGCAGGCAGCACUCUCAUCAGCUUCAGCUUCAUGGUUUUCGUGAUGAUCAUGUCCCAGGUGGUGUGCAGCAGCUCGGACUUCUUUGCCAACAUCUGGACGCAGCAGGAGCACCAAAGGUCACAGGGAGAGGCCACUAGCUUCACAACCUUCGAGUGCCUGUACAUCUACGGUGCCUUGAUCAUUGCCGUGGUCAUUAUGACCACCUUCCGUGGCUUUCUGUUCUUCAAGAUCUGCAUGCAUGCCUCAAAAGUGCUGCACGAUCGUAUGUUUGCCUGCAUCCUGCAUGCCACCAUGAGAUUCUUUGACACCACUCCCUCGGGACGCAUUCUGAAUCGUUUCUCCAAGGACAUGGGUGCCAUUGAUGAGCUGCUUCCCCGAGCCAUGAUGGACUUUAUACAGAUCGCCCUGGUGAUGUUCGGUAUUCUAAUUGUGAUCAGCAUAGUGAAUCCGGUUUUAAUUGCGGCCAUAUUGGUGGUUGCAUUGGUGGAUGUGCUCAUCCUAUGUUUGUACCUGCGUCCUUCUCAGGACCUGAAACGGCUGGAGGGUAUCUGCCGGAGUCCGGUCUUCUCCCACCUGAGUGCCUCGCUCUCUGGUCUGGCUAUUAUCCGAUCCCGGCAGCUGCAGGAGGUGGUGGCCAAGGAGUUUGACCUGCUCCAGGAUGUGCACAGCAGCGUCUGGCAGCUCACAAUGGCGGCCAAUACAGCCUUGGGCUUAUGGCUGGACUGCGUCAGUUGCGUGUUCCUCACCGCGGUCACGUUCAGCUUUAUUGUGGGCAAUGAAUCCACCUACAGCGGCAACGUGGGUCUGGCUAUCUCCCAGGCCAUGAUCCUCACAGGCAUGGUGCAGUAUGGUGUGCGUCAGGUGGCCGAGUCCUUGCAGCAAAUGACCAGCGUGGAACGCGUGCUGCAGUACACCGAACUGGAGCAGGAGGCGGCGCUGAGUGAGAAGAUUCCACCGCAGCAGUGGCCUACCCAGGGACAGGUGGAGUUCCGCAACAUGAGCUGUCGCUACGAUCCGAAUGGCUCGCCGGUGCUGAAGAACCUUAAUCUCACCAUUGAGGCGGGCUGGAAGGUGGGCAUUGUUGGUCGCACAGGUGCUGGCAAGUCUUCCCUAAUUGGAGCCUUGUUCCGGCUGGCCCACAUCGAGGGCGAGAUACUCAUCGAUGGCGUAGAGACGGGAACCAUUGCAUUGGAGGUUCUGCGUACUCGCAUCUCCAUUAUACCUCAGGAUCCGGUUCUCUUCUCUGCCACCAUUCGAUACAACCUGGAUCCAUUUGAGCGGUACACUGAUGCCGAGCUCUGGAGCGCUUUGGAGGAUGUAGAGCUGCGUGGUGCCAUUCCUGGACUGGACUUUAUGGUCACGGAGCGGGGCAGCAACUUCAGUGUGGGUCAACGGCAGUUGCUCUGCUUGGCAAGGGCGAUUCUGCGGAACAACAAGGUCCUUGUGCUGGACGAAGCCACGGCCAAUGUGGACCCACAAACUGAUGCCCUAAUCCAGCGCACAAUCCGCAUCAAGUUCCAGCAGUGUACGGUCCUCACGGUGGCCCACCGACUGCACACGGUCAUGGAUUCUGAUAGGAUCAUUGUGAUGGACGCCGGAGUGGCUGUGGAAUUCGAUGUUCCGCAUCUGCUGCUGAAGAAAUCCCGCGGACACCUCCGGCAAAUGGUGGAGGCCACGGGCGCCGAGGCGGAUGCUCUCAAAAAGGUGGCCAGUGACAGUCACAAGCGCAUGCAGAGACUGAGGGAUGAGCGCGAUCGUGCCGCGCAGGGAGAAGAGAGUGAGGAGUAGACUUCGAGUGCGUCUUAUCGGGAUUUGCAUUUACCCAAAAUUGGUGCUUCAAGUGGCUCAAAAUGGUUGCUCCAAGGAGCCAAACAAAAGCCGUACCAAAAUGAAUUUCCUCUACUCACACAAGACACAUACAUUAUGUUGUUAUACGUGUUUAAUGUACUUAGUUAAGUUUGUAAACGAAAAGUCUUGAUGUGCUGCCUUAUACGUAUUGUACUUAUGCUUAGAUAUAAUCUCUACAACAGGAACUGCAGUGAGCUUUUGUGUACAAAAUCCUCUUGUAGAUCGCCAGUGAAAAGUUCGCCAACUGAGAAC
This is a messenger RNA of Drosophila kikkawai, 4785 nucleotides long. It is a transcript of the gene Cftr, whose product is annotated as CF transmembrane conductance regulator. The record is from RefSeq and is a predicted model, not a curated record. Gene Ontology annotation, biological process: transmembrane transport. Gene Ontology annotation, cellular component: membrane. Gene Ontology annotation, molecular function: ATP hydrolysis activity; ATP binding; ABC-type transporter activity. NCBI's taxonomy places the organism in Eukaryota, Metazoa, Arthropoda, Insecta, Diptera, Drosophilidae.